AUGAAGGCAGGAAUUGAGUCCGCAUGUGAAUAUGAAUGCGAAGAAGAUGAAGGGCCAACUUGCCAGCAUUGCAAGAACACCCUGAAGAUGUCAUGCGUUUCCACGAAUGGCCUUGAGUUCCUUGCUGAUACCGGGAGUGAAGAAGAUUUAAUCAGUAGGCAUGAUCAUGCAACGUACUUCUCCGGCGUUCCAAUUGUUGAUGCGUCAAAGCAAGUACAUCUCAUCACGGCAAACGGGCCAGUUCAGAGAAACAAAUCUGUUAGCAUUCCGCUUCCCGAGUUUGGACAGGAUCUUGAGUUUUACCUUCUGGAAAAUACGCCUCCGGUUUGCUCCGUGGGUAGAAGGUGCAUGGAUGAGGGUUUCGACUUUCAUUGGCCAAGGGGACAAGCCCCGUAUUUCAUCACGCCCAAUGGGCGAAAGCUCCGUUGCAGGAUGCGGGGUAGAGUGCCAGUCAUUGGCGACUUAGAUUCGUGGGCAUCUGCCGCGAGCGAGUCCGAACCAAAGAAGGAUGAGCCGGAGGACAGGGCGGCAACGCAGUGGAUGAGGAAGAACCACGAGAAGCGCAUCCAGAUGCUGAAAUCAGAACUGCAAUUGGAUGGCGAAUGGAGCAGAAUUGAGGAUAAAGUUAACAUCGAAGAGCUCGAUGUCAGGGCAGCAAAGCUUGAGGUUUACACCGUGAUGUCAAUCACGAUCUUCGAGCGCAGCCCUGGAAGCGAAGAAGAGGUUCCGGACAGCGACCGGGAAGCCGAUCCUCAAACCCCUGAAGAAAGACUCAGAGCCGAAGCCGAAAGCGUUCAACAUCUUAUGACCCACCGACCUAAGAAUCCUUAUUGCCCAGUUUGCCAAAGGGCCAAGAUGAUGGCACCGCGUGCGCGGAAGCUUGGGGGAUCAUCAACCAUCAAGUCCGAGAAGUAUGGUGAUCACCUCACAAUUGACCAUAUCAUCGCCAGGGAUCUUAGGGACUAUGGUUUUGACGACCAGAACGUGGGGUUCGUAGUUAAGGAUGUUUGCACCAAAUUCAGGUAUGUGUGCCCUGAUGCCACCAAAGAAGGUGAACAGUGCUACGAAAAUCUGUUGCACUUCACUGGGGUUGAUGAUGAGAUAGGUGUCAUCUACUCUGAUAACGCCCCAGAACUCGAAUAUGCCGUGAAAAAGUUAGGCAUCCGCCGCAACACAUCCCGAGAGUACAGUGAUGAAAACAAGGCAGUAAUCGAACGCGAAAUCAGGACUGUGCUCGAAGGCGACUUGACUUUCCCAUGCCAACAGGAGCAACUCGAGUUUGACGACGCAAGGCGCGUCCCAACGCUAGACGAUCAGAAUUGCUUUGCUCAGGACCAGCCAGAAACUGUUGACUUUUACGAAGACCUCAAAGGCACAGAGCUUAGUGAUGAGCUCAUGGCACCCAUCAGGGAAGUCGAGAGUUUGCAAAGCAAGAUGUCUAGUGACGAAUUCCAACGCCUACUUGAUGAAGCAGCUGCUGGUAGAGAACUCAGGGAUGAAGGCGCGGACAUAGGCCAAGAAGAAGACGCAGAGGUUGACCGAACCCCUGAUGCAAAGGCGGCAAUGGACAAAGAGUGGAAGAAAUUAGCUGAUAAGGUUGGUUGGACAGCCGUCCUUCCUGAGAUAUGGCAAUCCAUAUUCUACCACGCUGAGCUAGAUCUGUUGUUGGUGAUUUAUGUGGAUGACUUCAAAAUGGCUGGUCCUUCAGACCACCUAGCAAAAGGUUGGGAGAUGAUAUCCAGUGUUAUCGACAUGGAUCCAGCGGAGGUGGCGGGCCGAUACUUUGGUUGCAAUCACUUUGAGGAACGACAGGUCAAGCUGCCACGUGAGGCACAUCCCUUCGCUUAUGUGUUCGAAUCAACUGCCUGCGCCGGCCUAGGGGCCGAGCCGUCUAGGACCGAGGACUACUGGAGUGUGGACCCCGAAUUAGGCGCAGUUGUCAGGCAUCAUCUUUAUCCCCGAAAGCGUUUGUAUGUUCCCACGGAGGAUGAUAUUGGUGAGUAUCCCACUAUGCGCACUCAAAGGAUUACCCAGAUGGACAACGGCCAAACCAUCACCGAUGACUUCAACGAGGGGGGAGCCGCUAAACAGAAAGAAUGGUGGACGGGUAAGACCUAUUUCCCAAUCGUUGAUUCUCUUACCCCUACCGAAAUGGCCGCUGCUGCCGAGGGCAGAGUUAGAAGCAAGACUGAGGCGAAGCGAGAAGCCAAGCAGCAGAAGUUCAAAGACCCAAGUACCAUACAACCUGAUCCUGUUCCUGCCAUGAACAAGCCUGUAAACGUCAUGACCUAUGACACGAAAGAAUUCCUUUCGUCCUGUGUUGAUAGGUAUUGCGAACUUGCUAAGGUUGAUCGCAAAACGCUCAAGAAGGUCGCCACUCCGUUCCAUGAGAAUAGGAUAGCUAAACCUGUGGAUGACAAUGAGCCUGCUGGCCGUCUUCAGCCAAUUGCUAGUAGGGUUCUCAUGAAGAUCCUUUUGGCGGCACAGAUGGCAAGAUGGGACCUACUUAGAGCCACACAAAGCCUUGCAAGCCGGGUAACGAAGUGGUCGAGGGAUUGUGAUGUCGUUCUCCAUCAACUAGUCUGUUACAUCUUGUCGAGCUUGGAUGUCAGGAUGCAAGGUUUCAUAGGGGAUCGCGUUAACGAGUGUCAACUUUGGUUAUUCUGCGAUGCUGACUGGGCCGGAGAGUUUGACUCUAAGUCAACAUCUGGUUGCGCCCUUUACCUCGUAGGACCCAACACAUAUUACCCUCUCAACGCUUUCUCAAAGAAGCAGACAAGCAUCACCACGUCCAGCACUACGAGUGAGGUUGUAUCUGCCAAUCACGGAAUACGCGCGCAGGGACUUCCCAGUCUCUCACUGUGGUGUUUUCUGUGGAAAGAGAUACAGGUGAUCUCCAGUGCCGGCCGCAAGGCCGAGCCGAAAGCAAGGGACCCACAAGAACCAAUUCCUUUUCUUACCAAGUUUGAUCCAGAGAUUGACGAAAUACGCUAUGGAGGAGCGGAUGUUGGUGGAAGAUCAGUUGCCAACCUCAACAGUCUCAACGUUCACUUGAGUGACAAAUUCAAGGUGCAGUUGAUGGAGGAUAACCAAGCCACCAUCACCAUCAUUUUGAAAGGUGACAGUGAGAAGCUCAGGCACACGGACAAAACCCAAAGGAUUAGUUUCGCCUGGCUUCGGCAACAGUUUGAACGCGGUCUUUUCAACAUGAUCAACGUUGACACUAAGGAGCAGGUUGCUGAUAUUUUCACUAAGCCUUUUGCAGAUAGGACGAAGUGGUUGCAUGCGCUCAGGUUGAUCAACCACAACUUGACCGGAGAUCAGGGGGGUAAACCCGCUAAGGACAGCGAUUCCCACUUGCUCUCAAGGCCAUAA
Symbiodinium pilosum is the source of this 3375-nucleotide messenger RNA. The record is from the annotation of a GenBank genome assembly. Lineage: Eukaryota; Dinophyceae; Suessiales; Symbiodiniaceae.